AACGACUUGUUGAAAGAAGAAUUGGAGGCCGAGCGCAAAGGAUGCGGCCGUUACAGGACGAGCUGCGUACGUGCGGCGUUGAAAAGGAGCCCGUUGGACGAGUCGGAAUGCGCGAAGAAGUUGAUGGAGAGCCGCGAGCAUGCGGAGCUCCUUUCGCAGUUCCAAAAGGGCAUGGAGCAUCUGUCCACGUGCAAGAGGAAAAAAUGUUCGGUGUGCUCGUACACCAAGUCGACGUUCGGGAACAAGGGUCGACAAAACAAAAAGUUAUUCUCCUGCCUUCAAACGCCGUUCAUGGAGGUGCGCAACAUGCUGAAGCCGCCGCCAUCGCCCGUCCACGGCGGCACCAACGAAGGUGAGAGCCUGUCCGAGUGGUUCUGCCCUUUGGAGGAUCCCAGCGAAUGUUCCUCACUGAGUCUGCCCUUCGCCGAACUUGCCAUUUCCUACAUGGACGAUGGAUCGGACUUGAACGUCGCGCGGUACGGAGAGACCGACAUCAUUCCCUUCAAUCACGACGCCCUCAGCCACCUCGCCAACAACAGCACCAGAGGCUUCGGAAGCGAUUCCGGCUUCUCUUCGGAUGUUUGCGCGGAUUACAAGAGCGACGUGACGACGCCAAAAGAGAAGUUCAGCCCGAAAGGUACACUCGACGACGCCGAAUGCGCGAAGCUGACCCGGACGAAGUGGACGGCCUCCUUCCGGAAGCUCAUCAACAAGAUCAAAAAGUCGAUGGACGGAUGGAUUUUGCAAGGGAUUGUUGUAGCUUUUAGACUGAUUUCGGGGAAGAUGGAAAACCCAUUUUUUUAAUUACAUUAACUAACAAAAAAAAAAGAUA
This is a messenger RNA of Nicrophorus vespilloides, 832 nucleotides long. RefSeq lists its product as uncharacterized. The annotation marks the transcript as partial. Lineage: Eukaryota; Metazoa; Arthropoda; Insecta; Coleoptera; Silphidae. The record is from RefSeq and is a predicted model, not a curated record. The transcript has 4 exons.